UAAUAUUAAAUCGCCCAUUCCCCAUUCUCAUAGAGGGCCAAUUUAUCUGACAGUUUAUUUAGUGCCUGGCCUACAUAUGCGCGUGUAUUCCUCGACGACAUAUGUAUAUACGAUUUUUGAAAACUUUUCACGGUCUCCUGCCCCGUUUCCGAUUCACCCUUGUUGCCACCAUCCUUGGCGAUUGCCGCUUCGGCUCGUGACGAACCUAAAAAGGCGAACGGGACAGGACAGGACAGCACGGAACAGGGAGCUGAGAGUUGUCCUUUUAUAACUGUAUAGGAUUCGCAGUUGGCUUUUUGCUUCGGUUCGGUUAGGACGUGUUAUUCGGAUGCGGAUGCGGAUGCGGUGGCAAGUAGAUUGCCAUUGCCAGUGCCAGUUUAAAAGGCGGCAAGUUCCCAGGACCAGGACUAGCUUUCAUUUUUGCGUGUUUGUUUUUUCAUUUUUUUGCAAUUACACCGCGUAGACGUAAUUGAAGAGGUGUAAACUCUCGGUUUAGCAGUGUCGUGCCAGUUCGAUAAUUCGAAGGUUUCCGCUUUAAACAAAGCCCUUAAUUAUUUAAACUGGCACAGAUUCGUAGCGACGACGGCGAAGGCGAAGGCGAAGGCGUGUGUUUUCGGGCUACUUGAAAUUUUGGUAUCACCAGAUUUGAGGAAAUCGUGGCUGGUAUUUAUAUUCCUCCGCUGCAUAUGCGUGACAAGCAAACUCCAUUAGCCUUUGCCCCUGAAUGUCAGAAAAUGCAAUGAAUUUUUGAUGUUCCGCAGUCGGUAGUCGGUGAGGUCCUUUAAAAUCGCUUGACUAAUGGCAGCGUCUGGCUCGUCAGUUGUUCCGGUUCUCAACACCUGUCAGAGUCAAGGCCCCCACAACCAAUUGGGAAUGUGAAUUUCGGGAAACGGAAAUAGUCCACACAGACCGAGAGGCGGAUAGACGGAAAGCAGGAAAGACGGAAGAACGGAGGCCAUGAAACCCCCCACCAAGUCAGAGGUUAAGCGCCUUACAUAACCGCACCAAGAUUCGAGAUUAGGGAAAGCGGUUAGCAGCCCACAUGUGCCUUUCGAGUGCCUCCAGACAUUGAAUCCUGACCAAGCAGUGCCUUAGCUAAGAUGUCGGGGAACUACCAGCGCCAGAGUCUGGAGCUUCGCAGUCCGGACAACGGAUCCGGUUCGGUGGAUGAUGCCGAUGGCCGCGACCGCAACUUGUUGGGCUCCACGGCCAGCCAGCGGCGACGCCAGCAACGUGUGGCCCAGCAGCGCCAGGACUCGUGGUUCCGGCACUCCAUGCCGCCAGCCAUCAACCGGGACUUCGAGUCACUGGAACACUUGACACCCCGGGUCUCCGACGGCCUCGACGAGCAGCUGGCGGCCUCCGUGUCCCACAGUGUCCACAGCGGCGGCAGCGUAACACUCUGCGGACGAACCGCGGAUCACUCCAGCAUCCACCUGAACAGUGCCAACAGCAACCUGGGCUUCAUCGACUCGGACACCCCGAACACGCCAGUGACCCCCGUUUCGGGGCUUCAGCCCGCCCCGGCCUCGGUGUCCACAUCGGCGGCUGGCACUCUGUCCUCGCGACGUCGCUCCGGCUACCGCAAGGACUCCAAAGGAUCCAUCCUGUCGCGUCAGAGCGGAAGGAGUCGCGUUUCCGUGCUGGCGAAUCGCGGCCUGCGAAUGACCGCCUCAUUCUUGCGGAGGAAGCGCACGGAGUAUGAAGAUGAUGAGGACUUUACCUCCUCGGCCGGCUACGAUCCGGACGAUGGACAGAAACGUGUCAUAAAUCUAAAUGCGCCGCAGACCACCAAGUACUGCAAUAAUCGCAUAACGACGGCCAAAUAUAGUUUCAUUAGCUUUCUGCCCGCGUUCCUAUUCGAGCAGUUCCGGCGGUACUCCAACUGCUUUUUCCUGCUAAUUGCCAUGUUGCAGCAAAUUCCGGAAGUAUCGCCCACGGGACGCUACACCACCCUGGUGCCAUUGAUGUUCAUCCUCUCGGUGAGCGCCAUUAAGGAGAUAAUCGAGGAUAUUAAACGCCAUCGGGCGGAUAAUGAGAUCAAUCAUCGAAGCAUCGAACGGCUGGACAGUGGCGCCUGGAUCACAGUCCGAUGGUCGGAGCUCACUGUGGGCGAUAUCAUCAAAGUCACCAUCAACACAUUCUUUCCCGCCGAUCUGAUAUUGCUCUCCUCCAGUGAACCGCAAGCCAUGUGCUUCAUUGAAACGGCCAACUUGGAUGGUGAAACGAAUCUGAAGAUCCGGCAGGGCGUCACAGCUACCGCUGGCCUGCUGGAGACCAAGGACCUGCUGCGUCUGGAGGGCAAAGUCGAGUGUGAGCUGCCCAACCGGCACUUGUACGAGUUUAAUGGAGUGCUGAAGGAAACAGGGAAGCCAACCGUGGCCUUGGGCAAUGAUCAGGUGCUCCAGCGUGGUGCUAUGCUGCGGAACACGGCGUGGAUAUUCGGAGUGGUGGUCUACUCCGGCCAGGAGACCAAGCUGAUGAAGAACUCUACCUCGGCACCACUGAAACGCUCCACCGUGGACAAGCUGACCAAUACCCAAAUCCUGAUGCUCUUCAUGAUCCUCAUCUCGCUGUGCAUCACCAGCGGUCUGUGUAAUCUCUUCUGGACGCGGGAGCACUCCGAUACGGAUUGGUAUUUGGGCUUGAAUGACUUCAAGAGCAUGAGCCUGGGCUACAACCUGCUGACCUUCUUCAUCCUGUACAACAAUCUGAUACCCAUCUCGCUGCAGGUGACCCUCGAGCUGGUCCGCUUCCUGCAGGCGAUCUUCAUCAAUUAUGACAUAGAAAUGUAUCACCAGGAGUCCAACACGCCGGCCAUGGCCAGGACCUCGAAUCUCAACGAGGAACUGGGCAUGGUCAAGUACAUAUUCUCGGACAAAACAGGCACCCUCACCCAGAACGUGAUGGAGUUCAAGAAGUGCUCCAUUGCGGGCCAUAGCUAUGUGCCGAAACGCACUCCGGAGGAGUCACUGGUGGUGCAGAACAUUCUGAGUCGGCACCCGACCGCCGCUGUGAUUGAGGAGUUCCUGGUACUUCUAUCCGUUUGCCAUACGGUGAUACCCGAGAGGAAGGACGAUGGCUCCAUCAUCUAUCAUGCUGCCAGUCCGGACGAACGGGCCCUGGUCGAGGGUGCCCAGAAGUUUGGCUACAUCUUUGACACCCGCACCCCGGAGUAUGUGGAGAUCAAUGCCCUGGGCGAGCGCAAGCGUUAUGAAGUCCUGAAUGUCCUGGAGUUCACCUCGACGCGGAAACGUAUGUCCUUGAUUGUCCGCACCCCGGACAACAAGAUCAAGCUCUUCUGCAAGGGCGCCGAUACGGUGAUCUACGAACGACUGGCUCCACAGGGUCAAGCUUUCAGGGAUAAGACGCUCCGCCACCUCGAGGAGUUUGCAUCUGACGGCCUGAGGACACUCUGUCUGGCGGUGACCGAAAUCCGACCGGAUGUCUACGAGGAGUGGCGUCAGACUUUCCACAAGGCCUCCACAGCACUGCAGAAUCGAGAAAGCAAACUGGAGGAUGCGGCCAAUCUGAUUGAGAACAAUCUGCGCCUCCUGGGAGCCACUGCCAUUGAGGAUCGGCUGCAGGAUGGCGUGCCGGAAACCAUCGCUUCUCUGCUGGACGCCGGCAUCUUUAUCUGGGUGCUCACGGGAGAUAAACAGGAGACGGCCAUUAACAUUGGCUACUCCUGUCGCCUGAUAUCGCACUCCAUGGACAUAAUAAUCCUCAAUGAGGAGAGUCUGGACGCCACUCGCGAUGUCAUCCAGCGGCACUAUGGCGAGUUCAAGAGCUCCAUGGCCAAGGACGCCAACGUGGCGCUGGUGAUUGACGGCACCACCCUGAAGUAUGCCCUGAGCUGCGAUCUGCGCAAUGAUUUUCAGGAACUCUGCCUGCUCUGCCGCGUGGUUAUCUGCUGCCGGGUCUCGCCCAUGCAAAAGGCCGAGGUGGUUGAGAUGGUGACCCUCAACACAAAAGCUGUUACCUUGGCCAUUGGUGAUGGAGCGAAUGAUGUGGCCAUGAUCCAGAAGGCCAGUGUGGGCAUUGGAAUCUCCGGCGUAGAGGGUCUCCAGGCGGCCUGCGCCUCGGAUUACUCGAUAGCCCAGUUCAGGUAUCUGCAACGGCUGCUGUUGGUGCAUGGAGCCUGGAAUUAUGCCAGGAUCUCCAAGCUGAUCCUGUACAGCUUCUACAAGAACGUGUGUCUGUAUGUCAUUGAGCUCUGGUUCGCCGUCUAUUCCGGCUGGUCGGGCCAGAUCCUCUUCGAGCGCUGGACCAUUGGCCUGUACAAUGUCCUCUUCACGGCUAUGCCCCCAUUUGCCAUGGGUCUCUUCGAGAAGUUCUGCACGGCGGAUACUAUGCUGCGGUAUCCACUGCUCUACAAGACGUCCCAGAAAGCGAAACUCUUCAAUGUGAAGGUUUUCUGGAUCUGGAUCUUCAACGCCCUGCUGCAUUCGGUGUUCCUCUUCUGGCUGCCACUGGUGGCCUUUACGGGAGAAGUAAUCUGGAGCGAUGGGCUGACCAGUGACUAUCUAAUGAUGGGAAAUCUGGUGUACACGUACGUUAUUGUAACAGUUUGCUUGAAGGCUGGACUCAUCACCAACUCCUGGACCUGGCUAACGCACUUGGCCAUUUGGGGCUCCAUAGUGAUGUGGUUUGUGUUCCUGGUGAUUUAUAGCCAUGUAUGGCCCACAUUUAACCUGGCCAGCAACUUCCGCGGGAUGGAUAUUCAGCUGCUUUCGACGCCAGUCUUUUAUUUCGGACUCUUUCUGGUGCCCAUUACCACACUCCUGGUGGAUGUGAUAUGCAAACUGAUACACAACACCGUGUUCAAGACUCUGACGGAGGCUGUUCGGGAAACGGAGAUCCGACGCAGCGACGUCUCAGAAGUGAUGGCCGAGCCGCGAUCUUCAGAGUCGAACUUUGGACGAAACUUCAGCAAGCUAGUACGUUCCAGUGAGGUCCUGCUAUCUUAUCGGAAACUUCGCCGCUCAAAGCAACGACCCACCAACGAUCGCGAACUCAAAGGACCCGCUCCCCGUCUGAUAGGCAACGAGACGAGGCUGCGGGUGGUUAACCUGGAGAUGGAGGUGGACACCGAGGAAGCCCAGCGGGACAGGCAGCGGCAGUUGUGGCGGGGUGGACGCCCGUCAUCGCCAAGCAGGAACCAAAGCUCCCCCUCAGGUAGUUCGCCAUUCACCGGCACUCUGCACAUGUGAGCCGGCAAAGAAAUCACCCGAAGAAGGCAAAUCAAAUGGAAUUAUUAUUUGAAUAGUGUAAUUUCGUAUCUGAUAAGUGUGAUGAGUGUGUAUGCAUUGUAAAGUAUUGUAAUCUGCAUUCCGACACGGGACUAUUUCCCGAUCCGCAUCCCAGAGUACCUCCUAAGAAAAGUCGAAUUCAUAUCGUAAAAAAACCGAAUCAUAAAACUCCAUGAGUAUAUGCGGAGCCCUGUCUCUAGGUAGUUAGUAUGUGCUAAUCAAAACUAUUUUGCCAACUGUGAUAGUGUCUAAGGAGUAGUUAGCCAGAUAUAUAUAGACACAUAUAUACCUAUAUAUAUGUAUAUGUAUGGUAGGAUAGGCCAAUAAUCAGGGAAUGGCUUUUUUGUGAGUGCCAUGUGUACAUGACAUCAUUCCCACAAAUUAUUAUAAUCGUAUGUACCUAUAUGUUCUUAGCUAUAUCUCUUUUCUAUGGCUGGAUGUAUAAUAUUGUUUAGACUUUUGAAUAAGAGACUUGCCAAGGUUGUACAAAAAAGCGAAAAAGUUAACGAGAACUCUUCAGAGUGUGUCACCCCCACGAAUCUGUUCCGUUCUGUUCGUUUCUACUAAAAAAAAAAAAUCAACCAAAAAUUGCAAAAUGAUUAACCAACCGAACUAUGCAUAAUCAUCCCAACGUUAACGUUUAUGGAAUGUGAUGGUACUAUCCCUACCCAGCCCCCUCCAGUCGAUACGUAUGUAUCUGUUUUGAAUAUAUGUAUCUAUUUGUGUAAACCCGCACCGUCCUCCACAGCCCGCAUGCAAUCUUAUCCGGCCAUGAAUGAAAUAUAUAUUAAUACUAACUGAAUGGCUGCUAAUUUGGUUCGAUCUGAUCAGCGACUGAUCCGAUCUGCUCUCUGCACUUGUACUUACUUUUAUAAUUUAUUUCUGUAUUACUCGACACCUCAAACUCAAAUGCGACUUAACCGAUCACACCACACACCAACCCACACACCAAAAACCAAACACCCAAAUACAAUAUCUAAUCAAUAUAUUAAUUUAAUAAAAAGUCAAAGAGUCAACAGCAAAA
Molecule: messenger RNA, 6276 nt
Organism: Drosophila ananassae
Lineage: Eukaryota; Metazoa; Arthropoda; Insecta; Diptera; Drosophilidae
Gene: ATP8A
Product: phospholipid-transporting ATPase IA
Exons: 10
Coding region: 1101-5213 (1370 amino acids)
Biological process (GO): phospholipid translocation
Cellular component (GO): plasma membrane
Molecular function (GO): ATP binding; ATP hydrolysis activity; ATPase-coupled intramembrane lipid carrier activity
Source: RefSeq, a predicted model, not a curated record